Eremomyces bilateralis CBS 781.70 is the source of this 729-nucleotide messenger RNA. RefSeq lists its product as uncharacterized. The record is from RefSeq and is a predicted model, not a curated record. The transcript has a single exon. NCBI's taxonomy places the organism in Eukaryota, Fungi, Ascomycota, Dothideomycetes, Eremomycetales, Eremomycetaceae. The coding region runs from base 83 to 448 and encodes 121 amino acids.
ACCCAACCAAGAUAGGUAGAUUUCUGUAGAUCUAUACUCUACUCCAUCAAUCAAUUCAACAAAAUGAGAUGCUAUACUGAAAAUGCCUCCUGUGAAUGAAGUCGCUAUACAGGCGUUUCAUGAUGAAAAAUUCAAUUCCUUAAACCAAUGUGCGGAUGAAUACGGCAUCAAGAGAUCAACGCUUCGCUCCCGACUGAAUGGCUCAAUAUCCCACCAGGAUGGAGCCAAGAGGUUUCAAAAAUUGUCUCCAUAUCAGGAGAAAUGGCUCGUCGAAUGGAUUAUAGAAGAAGAAGUCGCCGCCAGGGCUCCUUCGUACGCAAGAGUCCGUCAAAUGGCGGAAGCUAUCGCCAGAGAAAAUGGAGAUGACGCUCCUUGCGGCAACCAUUGGACGGAGGGCCAUAGCACAGUUAGAUUAACCAUCAAUUGCUCGAUUUUAGGAACCCAGUAAUUACCUUCUGAAUUGUUGGAGCAAGAUCGAUGGAAGGAGGCCGAAGAGCUGGAGGUGCAAGUGAUGGAGGCGUCUAAGAGGGUGCUUGGCGCAGAGCAUCCACACACGCUGACCAGCAUGAAUAACCUGGCGUCGACGUACUGGAAUCAAGGCCGAUGGAAGGAGGCCGAAGAGCUGGAGGCGCAAAUGAUGGAUACGUCCAAGAGGGUGCUUGGUGCAGAGCAUCCAGGCACGCUGACCAGCAUGGACAAUCUUGCAUUCACGGCAUUCUACAAAUAAUU